CCGUGUCGUGAUUGCAAAGGAGAAAACUGUAAAGAUAACAGCAUCUCUUACUGGGCGCAGAGACGUCCCAUAGCCAACUCACCAAUAGACAGCGAAGACAGUGAUCAAGGGAUCAGUUGGUUAUGGAAUGGAUUGCAAUUUAGUUGGAUUCCUAAAGUUGCGCUUAUAUGAGUGAAUUGAAUGUAAAGAGCAGUGGUAACCUCAUAUUUGGAACUUCACAUCAGACGUUUCGAAUACAAAGCCAGCGUACCGGUGAGAUACGUUUGAUAACUAUGCGUGGUUUGCAAAGGAUAUGGACUGUAAUAAUUCGUUUUGAUACGUUUGAAAACGCGGUAGAGCCAUUCAUUUAGUGAUCAUUUCAAGUUCGCUGGUCAAGACCAAAACCUCUGGAAUUGUGCUUUAGAUGAGAACUGGACUGAUAGUGAGCUUUGGACAAAAAGGACCCAAGCCUAACAGGGCUGGAGAUUAAGCAAAUAACAUAAUAUCUGUAAUAAUCAUUAGCUCUUGGCAGCAAGAUCUUUUGGAAUGCAAAAACUACAUGGACUGUUUUGGAUUACCGUAACUUGUGCAUCAAUCAUCGUUCCAUGUGUAUUCCCGGUGGCGCAUAGUAGGAUCAUUAUCGUGAUACUUGUGAAGUAGCCUAACCCUCUAACUUUGCUCUCUGUAUUCAGGAACCACUAUUCCUUUCCAGCGUGCUUUGGAAUUCCAGUCUCAAAAAUAGAAAAUGAAAAGAUAUAAUCUCACACUGGCUUGUUUAAUGGCUUGCAUACUUUCAAUCCGCUGUACCUUGGGGACAACGCGGGCGCGCAUAACGGGGGCAGAGACUCAAACCGUCACCCAGGAGUCGUGCGCAUCGUGUGGGUUGCCGGAGGCGUCAGAACGGGUGGACAUAGACCUUUUGGAAGCAGUUAAGAGGCACAUCUUGAACAGGUUACAAAUGAGAGAAAGACCCAACAUCACUCAUCCUAUUCCCAAGGCUGCAAUGGUAACAGCGCUGAGGAGGCUUCACGCCGGUAAGGUACGGGAAGACGGGAGGGUUGAGAUCCCCAACCUUGAUGGACAAGCUUCCUACAGUAACGAGGUGCAAGGGGAGACGUCGGAGAUAAUCAGUUUUGCAGAAUCAGAUGAGCUGGCUUCAUCUCAAGCCUCUAAGUCCAGCCUCCACUUCCUCAUCUCCAGUGAAGGGAACCAGAACCUGCAUGUGUCUCAGGCCAACCUGUGGCUCUACUUCAGGCUGCUGCCCACCGGCUCCGAGAAAGGGCCUCGACGCAAAGUCACAGUUAAAAUCCACUACCAUGAGGCAGGGACUGGAGCUGCAGGUGGAGCCAGGGGAGGGACAGGGCCAGGGGCAGGGGGAGGAGGUCGGUGGACCCUAGUGGAGAAGCGUGUGGACCUAAAGCGCAGCGGCUGGCACACCUUCCCUCUGUCAGAGGCAGUGAGGGCCCUGUUUGGUAAGGGUGGCCGGCGGCAGGACCUGGAGGUGCGUUGUGAGGGCUGUGAGGCAUUCAACGUGGUUCCUAUCUUAGUUGACCCAGCAGAACCCUCACACAGGCCCUUUCUGGUGGUUCGGGCACGGCAGGUGGAAGGGAACCACCGCAUCAGGAAGAGGGGGCUGGAGUGUGACGGGAGCAGUGGAGGCCUGUGCUGCAGACGACAGUUCUACAUAGACUUUCGCCUCAUUGGCUGGAACGACUGGAUCAUCGCACCCGCGGGUUACUACGGUAACUACUGCGAGGGAAGCUGCCCGGCGUACAUGGCGGGGGUACCGGGGUCGGCGUCAUCGUUCCACACGGCAGUGGUCAACCAGUACCGGAUGAGGGGCAUGAGCCCCGGCUCGGUCAACUCCUGUUGUAUCCCCACCAAGCUCAGUACCAUGUCUAUGCUGUACUUCGACGAUGAGUACAACAUAGUAAAACGAGACGUGCCCAAUAUGAUAGUGGAAGAGUGUGGCUGUGCCUGAGUUUCUGUGACUUUUUAAACUUUGAAAGUUAAAUCAAACGACGAUAGUCAAAAUGUCUUGUACAAAAAUACCUUUUUGUAUGACACACAUAUAAAUAUAUAGUUAUAUGGAAGCACACCAACAGGUACACACAAACAAGAUGUAUUUAUGCUUUGUUGUAUUUAUCUGGCUGAGCGAGGCCAGGUUCUGUCCAUUCCAUGUUAAGAACUUCAGAACGGUUCCAGAGUUUUGGGAAGAGAAGGAAAUGGUUGAUCACCAAAUGAUAACAUUUUUCUAGUUUGCCAUUUCUAGAGGAAAAAUAAUGGUCCUUCAUCUCUUCUCUGAUGAAGAUGGAAAGAAAAGCGCUUAGUGAAGCAACACACCAGGACAUUGACUAAACAAAAGCACUGACAAUGAUAAUUCAUCAGCUUAUAUAAUUCAGAAACACCAGCACUUCCAUAAAGAAUGUCAUAAAGACACUGUGACUGUCUGAUCCUGUGGAAUUAUAACAUAAACUGUAUCAGCAAGCGCUUAUUAUUGAAUAAAGCUUUUCCAGGACUACACUCCUGUCCAAGUGAGGUAACGACACAACAUUGACAUAUUGUUGUUGACAUUGGACCACGUUCUUUCCUCCUGCUUGUGUAAGUGUCUGUCUGUCUGUCUGUCUGUCUGUCUGUCUGUCUGUCUGUCUGUCUGUCUGUCUGUCUGUCUGUCUGUCUGUCUGUCUGUCUGUCUGUCUGUCUGUCUGUCUGUCUGUCUGUCUGUCUGUCUGUCUGUCUGUCCAUGCUGCAAGCAAUCGCUCACUAAGUUCAAAGGUGAAGAUGGACCUUUGUGCAAACUGCACUACAUACACUUAAUCCUGAGAACGGAGAGUCCCCACUGCCCCUACUUGUUCCAAUAAAGUGGACCUCGAAGUGGCGAUGAGUUGUUUGUUAGGCCCCAACAGGGCAUGAUGGUGCAGUGCAGCACUUGCAGACUAAACUCUUUAAAUGCACACUCCCACUCCUAAUAGCACUUGCAUAUUGAAAUGCCUUCAAAGUGGUACUGAGUGUCCUGUCAUAAAUAAGUGCCACAUGAUCUAUGCAAUGUAUAGUAACCCACCCAUGCCCACCCAUACAACUGAACAUACCAGACUGAACUGAACUGAACUUUCUCCUCCUCCUAUGCUAAUGUAACUCCUAUCAAAUACUUGAAAUGUGAUCUUUCGCUUCCUUUUUUUCAAAGCGAAUGAUUGUUAUGACAUUUGCACUGAAAAGUUGCGGGAUUAGUUAAUAAACAAACUGCCAUUGAGAAGUUAUUUUUAUAGAAGUAAAUUGACAUUCUUUGUUUAAUAAAGUAAUUUACCUACACAGCAAAUUCUCCAGUGUUAAAUCCACACUGAGAGUGUUAAAUUAACACUGAAUGUGUUGGCCCGUAUCGGCACUGGAACAGUGUUAAAUUAACACACUGAUAUGUGUAAAGCCUCAUUUCCCAGCAUCCCUUGCCUUUUGAGGUUCAUAUUAAUAAUUGUUUGUUUCAAUAUCUAUGUUUUUGCAUGUACAUUAAUUGAUUGAUUAAUCCUAUUAUUCUCAAAUAUAAAUUAGAUACAUUUUCUAAACUAAUCCAAUAUGUUACUUGGAUUUGUUGCACCUGUUACUGAAAUGGUUGUUCCAGUUUAGAUGCUUUCGCUAGUCUCAUAUUUCAGUCUUCCCAACCCUGGUAGUUGCAUAUGAUAAAAAAUUCAGAAUGUUGGAUAUCCCCACUCUGGCUAGAGUUCAAUCGGAAUUACACAGCAUUAUACAAGCCAGCAUAAUGUGACAGGUUGCAUGAAUAAGGCAAAAAUGUUGGGUUGUUUGGAUUACCCAACAUGGGUUAAUUUAACCAUGAAUUUAGUUUUUAUUCACCUUCAUGCUGGGUUGACCAAAUAGCUCUGUCUUUUCUAAUGUCAUCUAUCGGUUAAUUUCAGGAGGCAGGACUUAUUAAGGGCAUGGUUUUUAUAAAGUUAUUUUUGGCCAUGUGAGAUUAAAUGUAAUUCCUGUUGAUAAUGUAAGUUUGUACACUGCAAUGUAACAUUUCUAUGAAUAUUAUUGUACAUUACAUAUUCUAAUACAAAAAUAUUAACAUUAUGAUUUACAUAUAGCAAGAAAGUGUUAACUAUCCUAUUGGAGAGAUCACAUUUGCAUCGGCUUUUAAGGUACUCACACAUUUCUGUACACUUUAUUAACAUUACCAAAGUGUUAGUGUUCAACCAUAACAUGCAAUAACAAUUCAACAGAACAGAUUAACUGGAAUUACAUUUACUCUCAUGGGUGGCCCAAAAUAACUUGCUGAAAGUCACGCCCCUAAAAAGCCAAGCCUCCAUGUCUUGUGAUCUGACCUGCUGGGUCAUAUCUCAAUAAACAAGCGUCAACAAACCAAACUUGGUCUUAAAAAAUAAUAACUAAAUGACCCAAUGCCUGCAACCCAGCAGUUGGUUCAUGCAAACAACCCAGUAUUAUUUUGUUUAUGUCCUCAAAAUAAGGCCUCAUGAAAUACAUAUUGUAUUUUUUUAAUAAUUACAUUUUAAUUUUGGUAUUUUAAUUUAGGAUUUCACCUGGUUAAGACCACAGGACUGUAAGUGGAUGAAUGCAACAAAGCUUGUCUCUGUCACUAACAAAUUCAGUCAUGGGUGAUAACUCCACAACUUACUCGAAAUGCAAAGCACUCUGGGAAAUAUGGAAAUCAAGCUUUACACUAAGCAGUGUGUUAAUUCAACACUGUUCAGUGUCUAUACGGGUCCACACUUUCAGUGUUAAUUUAACUCUGGGGAAUUUGCUGUGUAAUAAUGGAACCAAAGAGGCCAAGAUUAUUUUAGCUUGAUCAUAAGAGGCCUAAUCUACGUAUCAGGGUACACUAUGAUGAUUUCAUUUCUUAGUUCUAUUAUUUCCUUUCUCUAUCUAUUUUGUACAAUAAACAUGUGGAACACUUAAUUUUUCAUCUUUAAUUCUAUUUUUUCAGUUUUUCUAUUUAAUAAAAAUAUAUUUUUAGUUCCUGUUUCAGAAUAAUUUAGUCGUGUAAAUGUCAUCUGUACAGUUUAUGUAAAAUAAAAUGUGUUUUCUUAAAAUAUUUUGUAACUUUAAAAUAAAUUCUUACUCUGCAUUAUUAUUGUA
Molecule: messenger RNA, 5067 nt
Organism: Salmo salar (Atlantic salmon)
Lineage: Eukaryota; Metazoa; Chordata; Actinopteri; Salmoniformes; Salmonidae
Product: inhibin beta B chain
Cellular component (GO): extracellular region
Molecular function (GO): cytokine activity; growth factor activity
Source: RefSeq, a predicted model, not a curated record